GGUGAAUGGCUCCUCCUGCUACAGAGAAUCGGAAUCGGGGACAGAGUCGUAGAGCUGGGGCUGGAUCAGGAGAAAACACUACAUAAACCAGCUUUUUGGGAGAAGCGAGCGGGCUUAACGGGGCGAUGUCCUCUAGGUUUCUGAUUUACUUCUCAGGUUGAACUCUGUCUUAAAUAGCAAGGAAGGGUUCUGGCGAAAUUUUGAAUAGUAAACACCCCAAAUGAACUCCGUCAGAGCUACGAACCGAAGACCAAGACGAGUGUCUAGGCCGCGCCCGGUGCAGCCGGAAAGAAACAACCCAGAAAGAGAUGAGGAGGUGGCUGCAGACAUGGUCGCCGAAGAAUCUGGUCCCGGAGCUCAGAACAGUCCAUACCAACUUCGAAGAAAGUCUCUCUUACCCAAAAGAACUGCUUGUCCAACAAAGACAAAUAUGGAGGGUGCUUCCACAUCAACAAUGGAAAACUUCGGCCAUCGGGCCAAGCGUGCCAGAGUGUCAGGGAAAUUGCAAGACCUGCCAGCUGCUCCAGCAGAGCAGUAUCUGCAGGUGAAGCUCCCGGAUGAGGUGGUGCUGAAGAUCUUUUCAUAUCUGUUGGAACAGGAUCUGUGUCGAGCCGCCUGUGUGUGCAAACGCUUCAGUGAGCUGGCCAACGAUCCUAUCCUUUGGAAGAGAUUGUACAUGGAGGUUUUUGAGUACACCCGUCCCAUGAUGCACCCUGAGUCAGGAAAAUUCAAUCAGAUUAACCCAGAAGAGUAUGAGCAGCCCAACCCAUGGAAGGAGAGCUUUCAGCAGUUGUAUAAGGGAGCACAUGUGAAACCGGGCUUUGCAGAACACUUCUACAGUAACCCUGCCAGAUACAAAGGCAGAGAGAACAUGCUGUAUUAUGACACCAUUGAGGAUGCAUUGGGAGGAGUUCAGGAGGCUCACUUUGAUGGGCUGAUAUUUGUCCACUCUGGCAUCUACACAGAUGAAUGGAUCUACAUAGAGUCACCAAUUACAAUGAUCGGUGCAGCUCCAGGGAAAGUCGCAGACAAAGUUAUCAUUGAGAACACUAGAGAUUCAACGUUUGUGUUCAUGGAAGGGUCUGAAGAUGCGUAUGUUGGCUAUAUGACAAUAAAGUUUAACCCUGAUGAUAAAUCAGCCCAGCAUCACAACGCACACCAUUGCUUAGAGAUCACGGUCAACUGCAGCCCGAUCAUUGAUCACUGUAUUAUUCGCAGCACUUGCACAGUUGGUUCGGCAGUAUGUGUGAGUGGCCAGGGGGCGUGUCCCACCAUCAAAAACUGUAACAUCAGUGAUUGUGAAAAUGUAGGCCUGUACAUUACAGAUCACGCACAGGGAAUUUAUGAAGACAACGAGAUCUCUAACAAUGCUCUAGCUGGGAUUUGGGUGAAGAACCAUGGAAAUCCCAUAAUCAGAAGAAAUCACAUUCACCAUGGUAGAGAUGUGGGAGUGUUCACCUUUGACCAUGGCAUGGGCUACUUUGAAAGCUGCAACAUUCAUAGGAACCGGAUAGCAGGCUUCGAGGUGAAGGCUUAUGCUAACCCCACAGUGGUGCGCUGUGAGAUCCACCAUGGCCAGACGGGUGGCAUUUAUGUGCAUGAGAAGGGCAGAGGUCAAUUCAUUGAAAACAAGAUCUAUGCAAACAACUUUGCCGGAGUGUGGAUUACCUCAAACAGUGACCCCACGAUUAGGGGUAAUGCUAUCUUCAAUGGAAACCAAGGUGGCGUGUACAUAUUUGGGGAUGGCCGAGGUCUGAUAGAAGGAAACGAUAUCUAUGGAAACGCCUUGGCAGGGAUUCAGAUUCGUACCAACAGCUGCCCGAUUGUCCGGCAUAACAAGAUCCACGAUGGCCAGCAUGGAGGAAUUUAUGUGCAUGAGAAAGGUCAGGGUGUGAUCGAGGAGAACGAGGUCUACAGCAACACGCUGGCUGGAGUGUGGGUAACCACAGGGAGCACACCUGUUCUGCGCAGGAACAGAAUCCACAGUGGGAAACAGGUCGGUGUUUAUUUCUAUGAUAAUGGACACGGAGUGUUGGAGGAUAAUGAUAUCUAUAAUCACAUGUACUCUGGAGUUCAAAUCAGGACUGGAAGCAACCCAAAAAUCAGACGAAACAAGAUCUGGGGUGGACAAAACGGUGGCAUCCUUGUUUACAACUCUGGUUUGGGUUUCAUAGAAGACAAUGAGAUCUUCGAUAAUGCCAUGGCUGGAGUUUGGAUCAAGACAGACAGCAACCCGACUCUCCGCCGGAAUAAAAUCCACGACGGGAGAGAUGGAGGAAUCUGCAUAUUCAAUGGAGGACGAGGGUUGCUGGAGGAGAACGACAUCUUCAGAAAUGCUCAGGCAGGGGUCCUCAUCAGCACAAACAGCCAUCCUGUACUGCGGAAGAAUAGGAUAUUUGACGGCUUUGCUGCAGGUAUCGAGAUCACAAACCACGCAACAGCAACUUUAGAGGGCAAUCAGAUUUUCAACAACCGCUUUGGUGGUUUGUUUCUUGCUUCUGGAGUCAACGUAACAAUGAAAGAUAACAAAAUAAUGAACAAUCAGGAUGCCAUUGAAAAAGCUGUGAGCCGAGGUCAGUGCCUGUACAAAAUUUCCAGUUACACCAGCUAUCCAAUGCACGAUUUUUACAGAUGUCACACCUGUAACACGACAGACCGCAAUGCAAUUUGUGUGAACUGCAUCAAGAAGUGUCAUCAAGGACAUGAUGUGGAGUUUAUUAGACAUGAUAGGUUUUUCUGUGACUGUGGUGCUGGGACGUUAUCAAACCCUUGUACUCUAGCCGGCGAGCCGACGCACGACACGGACACGCUGUACGACUCCGCCCCUCCUAUAGAGUCCAACACACUGCAGCACAACUGAAGCAGCGUGCCAAGAUCUGACCUCCAGAGACUGCGCUCUCAGUGCAGUGCUGUCGCUCUAGAAAUAAUUAAAUUACAACAUAACAUGUGGAGAACACUUAAAAAAAAAUGGGAGAAUGUUCAAAACAAGAGACAGCUUUCAUAAUGCAAGCUCUGAGGACUUUUGUAUUAAAAGAAAUGUGCUGUGGCUUUAGCGCUUCCCUGCUUCUUCAUGCAAACUGAAAGACGUGGAUGGCGCCCUUUAGGAGUCGGAUAGUGGAUAACUGUAACUUGGAAUAUUUGAACGGCAGUACGGACUGAUGUCUCCUCUACAGGAGAACCGGCAGUGCUCUGCAGACUCUGCAUGGAGAGAAACUUUGAGCCAUAUGAAAAAGACACGGCUAAAAUAUGGCUCCUUCACAUGUGGAAGGAGUUUACAAGCUGUUUUUCCUAAAGCGCCCGUUUGGAGGAAACUAUUGCCACGCUAUUGUGUAUAUGUAUGGGGAUUAAAGUUACCCAGCACUUCAGCAUUUUUUUGGUAUUGAUAUUUCAUUUUAAUCCUCAUGUUUCUCAUAGUUUUGUAUUUUCAAGCAAAAAUCUUAAAUGUACUUGAAUGUGUUUUUAUUUUAUUAAAUAUUAAUUUUGGAGGUUGUUAAACCUUUUAGACCUACUGUAAUUGUGCUCAUGUUGCAGGAUGUAUGUUCUUUCUGUGAAAGAGAUUUAUCAGGAAAAGAGAAAAUGAAACACUAACUAUUCCCCAGCAAUGUCUUUUUUUUUUUUUUUUUAA
Astyanax mexicanus (Mexican tetra) is the source of this 3625-nucleotide messenger RNA. It is a transcript of the gene fbxo11a, whose product is annotated as F-box protein 11a. Lineage: Eukaryota; Metazoa; Chordata; Actinopteri; Characiformes; Acestrorhamphidae. Gene Ontology annotation, biological process: protein ubiquitination; ubiquitin-dependent protein catabolic process; regulation of apoptotic process. The record is from RefSeq and is a predicted model, not a curated record. Gene Ontology annotation, molecular function: protein binding; zinc ion binding. The transcript is spliced from 22 exons. Bases 221 to 2860 code for a protein of 879 amino acids.